CUUCUCCAAUCUUCCUCCUCGUCAUCGUCAUGAUGGACUGAUCUCUGCUUCCAAACCCAGACCUCACUCUCUCUCUGUCACUCACACACACACUCUCUCUCUCUCUCUCUCUCUAGUCUUUGCUCCUGAUUUCUUCUUUGGCAUUUGGUCGAAUGGAUUGCUUGCAUUCGCUGCACACCUCCGCUUCCUCCCAACUCCGUCGCCACAAGCAAUUCGGAUUCCUCCACCAUCAGCAUCAAUGCCUUGGAAGCCUUGCGGUGCCACCCUUCUUCGGCCAUAAGAGGAAUUUUCGUCCUCUCUGCCACCAAUCCAACGCUCGUCUGAUCCUUUGUAGUGCUGGUGUUUCCUCAGCUCAAUCCAUAGAAGAGGAGAAGGAAAGCAAGAUGAAGUCCAAGUCCAAGUCUGGGAAUGAGAAGGUUCGGCUUAAUGUUCGAUUGGAUCACCAAGUUGAAUUUGGUGAGAGUGUUGUGAUUUUGGGAUCGAUAAAGGAAUUGGGAUCAUGGAAGAAGAGGGUGCCUAUGAAUUGGACCGAGAGCGGAUGGGUAUGCAGCUUGGAGUUCAAAGGGGGUGAGUCUGUUGAGUAUAAGUUUUUGACUGUUAGGGCGGACAAGAGUGUGCUUUGGGAAGGUGGUGAUAACCGUGUCUUGAAACUUCCCAAAGGAGGAAAUUUUGGGAUUGUUAGUCAUUGGAAUGCAACAGGGGAGGCUGUGGAUUUGCUGCCUUUGGAGAAAGAGGAGGAUGUGGGAAAUAAUGGGUCAAUUGUUGAUACUGUUAGUACUCCAGAGGUGGGGACUAGUCCUUUUGUUGGUCAGUGGAAGGGGAAUGCUAUCUCAUUUAUGCGGUCGAAUGAGCAUGGAAACCGUGAAGCUGGAAGAAUAUGGGACACUUCAGGUCUUGAAGGUUUGGCUCUGAAAUUAGUUGAAGGUGAUCGAAAUGCAAGGAAUUGGUGGAGAAAGCUUGAAGUUGUACGCGAUCUACUCGUUGGAAGUUCACAAAGUGAGGACCGGUUGGAUGCUCUCAUAAAUUCUGCCAUUUAUUUGAAGUGGAUAAACACAGGCCAGAUUCCUUGCUUUGAAGAUGGAGGUCAUCAUCGACCAAACCGGCAUGCAGAGAUUUCCAGGGUUAUAUUUCGAGAACUGGAAAGAAUUUCCUGUAGGAAAGAUACUUCAACCCAGGAAGUACUGGUUGUCCGCAAAAUUCAUCCAUGUCUGCCAUCUUUCAAGGCAGAGUUUACUGCAUCUGUUCCCCUAACACGAAUAAGAGACAUUGCUCAUCGGAAUGAUAUCCCUCAUGACCUCAAGCAAGAAAUUAAGCAUACUAUACAAAACAAGCUUCACCGCAAUGCCGGCCCUGAAGAUCUAGUUGCUACAGAAGCAAUGCUUGCAAGAAUAACAAAGAACCCUGGAGAGUAUAAUGAAGCAUUUGUGGAGCAGUUCAAGAUAUUCCAUCAUGAACUCAAGGACUUCUUCAAUGCUGGAAGCCUCGCUGAACAACUUGAAUCCAUCAAAGACUCUAUCGAUGAUAAAGGCCAGUCAGCUCUUGCAUUGUUUUUGGAGUGCAAAAAGAGUUUGUAUACUUUAGAAGUAUCAAACAAAGGCUUGGGAAAGAAUGGCACGGAUCUGUUAUUCAAGACCAUGAAAUCUUUGAGUGACCUGAGAGAAAUAAUUGCCAAGGGUCUUGAAAGUGGCCUUAGAAAUGAUGCUCCUGAUACAGCAGUGGCUAUGCGUCAAAAGUGGCGUCUUUGCGAGAUUGGACUUGAGGACUAUUCAUUUAUUCUUUUAAGCAGAUUCCUUAAUGAGCUUGAUGCUUUGGGAGGGGCUCAUUGGCUGGCAGAAAACGUGAAAUCAAAGGAUGUAAGCCCUUGGAAUGAUCCACUUGGUGCACUUAUUGUCGGUAUUCAUCAGCUAAGGUUAUCUGGUUGGAAGCCUGAAGAAUGUGCUGCUAUUGAAAAUGAACUCCUUGCAUGGAAAGCAAGAGGUCUUUCUGAAAGGGAAGGAAGUGAAGAUGGCAAAAUAAUCUGGGGACUGAGGCAUAAAGCUACUCUUGAUAGAGCAAGGAGGCUAACUGAAGAAUAUUCUGAAGCACUUCUUCAAAUAUUUCCCCAAAACGUCCAGAUAUUAGGAAAAGCUUUUGGAAUCCCUGAGAACAGUGUAAGGACAUAUGCUGAAGCUGAGAUUCGCGCUGGUGUAAUAUUCCAGGUUUCAAAACUCUGCACCCUUCUUUUAAAAGCUGUUAGAACUAUCAUUGGUUCUCAAGGUUGGGAUGUUAUUGUGCCGGGAGCUGCUCUGGGAACAUUAGUUCAGGUUGAGAGGAUUGUCCCUGGGUCAAUACCAUCUACUGUGGAAGGACCAAUCAUUCUCAUGGUCAACAGAGCUGAUGGAGAUGAAGAGGUUACAGCUGCUGGGAGUAACAUUGUGGGAGUCAUACUUCUGCAAGAGCUUCCCCACUUAUCUCAUCUUGGUGUCAGAGCUCGACAAGAGAAGGUUGUGUUCGUGACAUGUGAAGAUGAUGACAAAGUUUCCGAUAUACAAAAACAUAAGGGAAAACAUGUUAGGUUAGAAGCAUCCCCUACAAGUGUUGAUAUAUAUCCUUCAUCAGAAAACAGCAAUGGCAGUUUUGCAGUGAAAAAUCUUUCAGGUGAUGCUGCACCCAAGAUUGAAGCCCUUGGCACCCAUGAUCCUUCCCAGUCUCCUACUAAAGCCCCAUACUUCCAGAAGGGUGUUUCUGGUGGAAUUUUACUACUUGCUGAUGCAGAAGCAGAGACUUCAGGCGCAAAGGCUGCGGCUUGUGGUCGUUUAGCUUCUUUGGCAGCAGUAUCUGACAAAGUUUAUAGUGACCAAGGGGUACCAGCUUCAUUUAAUGUCCCUGCGGGGGCAGUGAUACCAUUUGGCUCUAUGGAAUUGGCAUUAAAGCAAAGCAAAUCCACCGAUUUAUUCUCGUCCUUUCUAGAUAAGAUAGAAACACUGAAGCCGGAAGGUGGGGAACUUGACCAACUUUGCAGUCAGCUCCAGGAACUAGUCUCUUCCCUACAGCCCCCGAAAGACAUCAUUAAUGGCAUUGGGAGAAUAUUUCCAGGCAAUGCACGCCUAAUUGUUCGUUCAAGUGCUAACGUCGAGGACUUGGCUGGAAUGUCAGCAGCUGGAUUAUAUGACUCGAUACCCAAUGUAAGUGUUUCAAAUCCAACAGUUUUUGCAAAUGCUAUUAGCAGAGUGUGGGCUUCACUUUACACUCGGAGGGCAGUUUUGAGCCGUCGAUCUGCCGGUGUACCUCAGAAGGAAGCUACAAUGGCAAUUCUGGUGCAAGAAAUGCUUUCACCAGACUUAUCAUUUGUGCUUCAUACCGUCAGCCCAACGGACCAAGAUCAUAAUUCUGUUGAGGCUGAAAUUGCUUCUGGCCUUGGUGAAACUUUGGCUUCAGGCACUAGGGGCACACCUUGGCGUCUCUCGUCUGGGAAAUUUGAUGGGAAUGUGCGAACACUGGCAUUUGCGAAUUUCAGUGAGGAGCUACUUGGUACAGGCCCUGCUGAUGGGGAGGUUAUCCAUUUGACUGUAGACUACAGCAAGAAACCAUUAACUGUUGAUCCAAUUUUCCGUCAGCAGCUUGGUCAGCGCCUCAGUACAGUGGGAUUUUUCCUUGAGCAGAAGUUUGGCUGCCCUCAGGACAUAGAAGGAUGUGUUGUUGGCAAAGAUAUCUAUAUAGUCCAGACACGACCGCAGCCCCUAUAAAAUCUCUGUUUGUAACCUUACGAGCCAGGUAGCAUUGAUCUGGGUAGUAUUACCCGUGGUUCCAAAAACUGUGCCAUGUUUGGGUACUCAAUGUAGGCAGCUGCUGUAUGCAUGAUCUUCAGGAAACUCAGUGGAACGACUGUCUUGCAGUUGCCGAAUGUACUGGUAUAUAGAAAGUAUUGCAUUCAUAUGCUUGUUUGCUGAACAGUACGUCAGUGUUUGGCUUCUGUAUGCAUAUGGAUAUGAUAAGUAGACAACUUUCCGUAGGUUGAGGAAGGUUGAAAGGAUAUAAUCUGAAUAAUUCAUAGUUCUGAUGUCUUCUUGUAUGUUUGAUCACUUAUUGGGUUUCUGUAAUCAUAUGAUAACAUCAUUAUCAAAGCCAAGCAAAAUAAUGGUCCGUGCUUUAUAUAAAUAAUAAUUUGGAU
Molecule: messenger RNA, 4150 nt
Organism: Prunus mume (Japanese apricot)
Lineage: Eukaryota; Viridiplantae; Streptophyta; Magnoliopsida; Rosales; Rosaceae
Product: phosphoglucan, water dikinase, chloroplastic
Molecular function (GO): starch binding
Source: RefSeq, a predicted model, not a curated record